Messenger RNA from Momordica charantia (bitter melon), 548 nucleotides. RefSeq names its product polygalacturonase inhibitor-like. Gene Ontology annotation, molecular function: protein binding. Lineage: Eukaryota; Viridiplantae; Streptophyta; Magnoliopsida; Cucurbitales; Cucurbitaceae. The record is from RefSeq and is a predicted model, not a curated record.
CUUUAUCUCUCCCACAACCAACUCUCCGGCGAAAUCCCAACUUCCCUGGCCGGAAUUGACUUCAAUGUCAUUGAUCUGUCCAGAAACAAGCUCCAAGGCGACGCCUCCAUGAUUUUCGGCGGGAACAAGACGACCCAGAUCGUGAAUUUGUCGAGGAAUCUGCUGGAGUUUAAUUUAUCGGCGGUUGUGUUUCCGCAGAGCCUGACUUCGCUGGAUCUGAAUCAUAACAAGAUCUUUGGGGGGAUUCCGCCGGAGAUGACGAAGCUGAGUUUUCAGUUUAUGAAUGUGAGUUAUAAUAGGCUGUGCGGUGAGAUUCCGGUGGGAGGGCAGUUGCAGAGCUUUGAUGUCUAUUCGUAUUUUCAUAACAAGUGUUUGUGUGGCGCGCCGCUUGGUAGCUGCAAAUGAUGGACUUCUUACCACUCACUCGUGACUCACAAUCUUGAUUUCAAGUUUUAAGACCAUUGGAAUAAAGUUUUUGUUGUGGGAUUUUAAGUUGUAUUUUUAAAAAAUAUGUGUAUAUAUAUUUAAUGCAACUUGUUAAUAUAGAG